UAGAAGCACUCUUUUCCUUUUGCUGCUUACCAAGUUUGCGGUGGACAUCUGGGAUUUCUAUAUGGGAUGCACUAUAUACGCAGCCAGUUCUGAGGGGCCUUCAGUGGAGGGGCCCGAGCCACAGAGACGCCCCCAUGGUCACAGCACCAGGACCUGUCGCACCCAUGACCGGCUUAAGACCAUGAGUGAUCAGCAAGAUCAGACUGAAGACAUCAAGCUCGUAACAGCUCACAAUCUGUCAGAGCUCCCCAAGGACGAUGACACACACAGCCCUACACAUUUCAGUGUGCACCUAAUAGAUGACCUGUCAUUUGAGGAUCUUAAGAAAUGCUAUCGUGGAUCUACCGUGAGCAAGUACAAUGCACAGUACCACAAGCUCUUCCAGAGUGUUCCCAAAGAUGAGCUGCUCAUGAAAGUGUACUCCUGUGCCCUAAUGCGAGAUAUACUGCUGCAAGGCCGACUCUACAUAUCCCGAAACUGGCUGUGUUUCUACGCCAACAUCUUUGGUAAAGACAUCAAGGUGGCCAUUCAGGUUGCGUCUGUACGGUUGGUGAAGAAACAUAAGACAGCGGGUCUUGUGCCUAAUGGUUUGGCUAUCACCACAGACAGCAGUCAAAAGUAUGUGUUUGUAUCUCUGCUGUCCAGAGACAGUGUGUAUGAAGUGUUGAGACGCAUCUGCACACAUCUACAGGUCAAUGGUAAGAAGAUCCUCAGCAUCAAGCAGUACAUGGAGGAGCCCACUGCUAUAUCUCUGGAUGAAUUCCCUGUUCCUGAAGUGUUUCCAGUACCAGAUGAGUUUCCACCAGUGCUGAAGUGGAGGAGGAAGCCGUCAGUGGCGUCUGUGGCGUCCUCUCUACCUGAUCUACUGGGAAACUCCACCAGCAGUCUGAGUGCUGUAGACACCCCCUUCCAAGCAGACCAACCUCUGGAGGAACAAGGUCUGGAAACCAAAAAGAUCCUCCUCUCAGAGACGAUACCAGAGUUGGGCCAGAUGGAGUACCAGCUACUGAAGUUCUUCAUCCUGCUCAUUAUCCUGCUCAUCCUGUCUUCAUGUUACCUGGCCUUCCGUGUCUGCAGCCUGGAGCAGCAGCUCUCUUUCCUAAGCAACAACCCUGCACUGACUCUCCGAGAAAGGUAACUGAUGGUCACCUGCUGCAGUUCACAGGACAGCCUGCCCAGCACUAGCACUCUCUUUCUCUCUCUGUUUUUGCACUAUGCAAAACAGACUAUGUUAUGUAUUGAAGCAGAGUUCUGCCUCAGAUUGUGUUGACAUUGAGACUGACUUACAGUAGGAGAACAAAACAGGAAGUGUUCUCAAAGCAAGCCGUUCUUUAUUACUGCACACAACAGGAUGAAAGCACCUGCCUCGCUUGCACAGGAUGCAGACCAGAUGCAAACCCUUGGAAGUGAUAUUAUGGGGAAAUAUUAUGCAAAACUUAAGUUUCUCCAAACAAAAACUGGGAUUUGUGGUCUCUUAAGUAUUGAAUGGUGUACAUAAAACUCAUAGAACGACAUUGAGUUAUAAAUAUUGUAUUUAUCGCUCAGGAUCCAAUACAGUGCAUUUAGAUUAGAUUAUUUUAUGUAUGCAAAACACAUAUGUCCCAGCCUUUCCAAUCAGAUUUAGUUGAGCAUCCUGAAAAUAUAGGCCUAUAUACAGUGUCUAAAUACAGUAUGAUCAGGAUUUAAUCAUUCUCACUAUGCGUUCAGAGCAUUACGAAUGUUAGCUCAAGUCGGUGUAAUAUGAUAUAUUGCCCUGACUGAGGGCAGAAUGUGUGGCAUAAUGAAUGUAAAAUAAUAUGGUUGCAAUAAGUAAAGAAUUCACAGGCAAUUUAAGAUAAAAAAUGGUGCACUGGUUUAAUGCACUUUUUAAAGGUUAUCACUGUGUAGUUGUUUUCUAAAGCACAUUGCUAUGCAUAAAGAGUCUUUAACAAUAAUAGUUAAUAUAAGUGAUGUUCAUCUUUUAUUCAUCAUCACAACUUGUACCUUUACAUGUUGCAUGACGAUUAAACUAUCAACUGUU
Messenger RNA from Myxocyprinus asiaticus (Chinese sucker), 2020 nucleotides. Its product is annotated as GRAM domain-containing protein 2A-like. Gene Ontology annotation, biological process: regulation of store-operated calcium entry. The transcript is spliced from 12 exons. The coding region runs from base 62 to 1138 and encodes 358 amino acids. Gene Ontology annotation, cellular component: organelle membrane contact site; extrinsic component of cytoplasmic side of plasma membrane; endoplasmic reticulum membrane. NCBI's taxonomy places the organism in Eukaryota, Metazoa, Chordata, Actinopteri, Cypriniformes, Catostomidae. The record is from RefSeq and is a predicted model, not a curated record. Gene Ontology annotation, molecular function: phosphatidylinositol-4,5-bisphosphate binding.